Megalops cyprinoides (Indo-Pacific tarpon) is the source of this 3976-nucleotide messenger RNA. RefSeq names its product GM2 ganglioside activator (gene gm2a). Gene Ontology annotation, molecular function: enzyme activator activity; lipid carrier activity. The transcript has 4 exons. The record is from RefSeq and is a predicted model, not a curated record. Lineage: Eukaryota; Metazoa; Chordata; Actinopteri; Elopiformes; Megalopidae. Gene Ontology annotation, biological process: lipid transport; ganglioside catabolic process. The coding region runs from base 216 to 818 and encodes 200 amino acids. Gene Ontology annotation, cellular component: cytoplasmic side of plasma membrane.
CAAAUGAUGGCAUUUUUGAGGAAACCUCGGACGCUCGUAUGAUACGUCGGUGUCAGAUACACUAAUUUCGGUUAUAUAUAUUGAGUUUUAUACUUUUGUAAUAGGAUAUAUUUCCUUUUUUCGUUUUUUUUUCUAUUGUUAAUCAGAACGGGUAUCGUUUUACUGCUGUUCUUUGCGGGACUAUUGUAAGGUUAGCUACUUUCGGUCCAUCGCAGAUGUUCAAAAUGAGAUAUGUAAUUACAUCUCUCGCAACGUUGUUCAUCGUUAACAUUUUUAUGCAACAAGGAAAAUGUAAUUUUGCUUCCAAAAGACGGGCUUAUGCGAAGAUUCUCGGUUUUUCCUGGGAGAACUGCGGAAAAUCUGGCGACCCGAUCGUGACGAAGAUUCUUGAGGUGUCGCCCGACCCAAUAAGUGUUCCUGGGGACCUGAAUGCCACCGCUACAGCCUCUACGGCUGUGGAGCUUGCCGCUCCUCUUUCUCUCAAUGUGACCUUGGACAAGGAUGUGGCUGGAUUCUGGGUCAAGGUGCCAUGUGUGGAACAGCUUGGGAGCUGUGACUAUUCAGACGCCUGUGAGCUGCUGGACUCACUGAUCCCUCCUGGGCAGGACUGCCCCGAGCCUCUGCACACUUACGGGAUCCCCUGUCACUGUCCCUUCAAAGCGGGAGAGUACUCACUGCCUCCGUCUGAGUUCCACAUUCCUGACGUGGACUUGCCAUUUUGGCUAACCAAUGGGAAGUACAAAGUGGAGGGUAUAUUGGGUAACAAGGGGCAGGAGCUGGGCUGCCUCAAAGUGUCCUUUGCACUCCACUCAACGUAAAACCCAGAUGACACAGCCACAUCCAGGAGCAUUCUUCUGGGAUAUGACCUUUUAUAUUUCCUUGUUCCACUACUGGAAAGAAUUGACCAAAUAACAAUUACGAUAGUUGUUGAGUCAUUCAACAACUAAACAAUAGUUAACUAAACAUUGUUUUUAAUAUGAAGUACAUUAUCAGAUGACAAUGGCCUAGCAUAAAUUUGAGGUCAUUGUCAUCACCAUUUUGCAAAAAUGGUGCAUUUCCUUUUGCUUAAACUGUAGUUAGAUGUGUCUUAAGAACAAUCAUGUUUUUUUUUUCUUUUUUUUAACAAAGGGCAUAAUAAUGAUGAUGCAAAUGAAAAAUUGUGUUCACUUUAUUUUUUAGGGAAUGUGGUAUAUAUUCCUUUUAAUGUACUGUAGAAGCUGGUGUGUGAAACUUAAUGCAUACAAGGGGCAGAAAAGGGUAUUCUGAUGCGUUUCUGUUACAUUUUCCUUAAUUUUCUUGACUUGAAUGGGGGAAGGGAUAGUGGGUGGCAGUAAGGCAUUAGUUUUAUUUUGAAUAGCAGAUUCUAUAUGAAAUUGCACUUUUAAUCAUUUAUAACAUGUAUAUUAGUCUUGGAAAUUAGUCAUAAAGGCUGUAUGGUCAGGGGUUGCUCUAAAUAGUUUAAAAUAUGAAGCUACAAAUAUGAAAUGUCGCAUGUUGCCAUAUGUAUGAUUUUCUUCUCUGUUGCCAUGUUCUGCUGCAGAUGGAUGCUGCCUGACAGGGAUUGCUUAUAUUAUUUGAUGGAGGUGUAUUUCAGAAUGCUAAUAUUUAAUGAAUUAAUCUGAGAUUGUAGCCAUAUAUGUGCCUAAACCACUAUGUAGCUUCACUUUUCUGCAGUUUUUACUAACUGUGUUUGUACAGUAUCUGUUAAUCAUAUGUAACUUCCUGGAGAUUUGGAAUCUCCAUUUCUCACAGUAAUGAUCAUUUAAUUCAAGGAGCUGAAAUCUUUAACCUAUCAAAUGAGUUUUAUUUCUUUCUUCAUUGAAUGUUUAAUUUGAUGUCAUUUUUAUUUGUACUGCUCAUUUUGUACCAAUGUUUUAUCUUCUUAAUAAAUCACCAGAAGUAUUAAGUUAUCAUUGAUGGAAUCAGACAUGCCUUCCAGGAGACUUUACAGGUCUAGCAGACCAGGCUUGGUCUUCUAAUGCAGCACCCAGGCUAUAACACCAGUCAUGAAUUUGAAUUGUAGGAGUGAUUAAUAAUAUCAGAGACAGACGUUUUUAGAGGACUCUAGCUUUUGUUUCAUGAAUGACAUUGUAAAGAUAAAAACUCCAAAAGAUAAAAAAUAGCUACACUUGGACAACAUUAUAUCCUUUUCUGAGCAGAAAUUUGCCAGCUACGCAUUAGUGAGUAUCAACAUCAUCCUACCACAACCAUUUUGUCUGUCUGACAGGUUUGGCGCUGACUGAAUUGGCACAGUUUGCUAAUCCUGCCCUUGGCUUUACAACCACAGCGCCAGAAUUUCAGGGUUGAUUGUCACUAUUUUCUGUGUAAAAUGCAGCAUAAAAGCAGGAAGAGCUUUACCAGGUCCUGCAAGCUUGGUUCCAGUACAAAGCAGUUGGAGAAUGGGCUGUGAUUGGCCAGCUUGAUUGAGUUUGACUUUCUCAUAUACGUAGUUAACCGCAUCAGGCUUAAUGUAAUGAAAGUGUUGCCCUGUUUGUGUUAGUAUUCACUGGAAUCAGUUAUCUCGUUUUAGCAUUAGUGCUAUGUUACAAUACCUCCCUUGUUUUAGACUGCGCAGAGCCAUGGAUCAAAUGCCAGAUGAUAGUUUUGCCACUUUAGUUCAAGAAGCUUGUCAUAAGCCAAAGCACAUACAUUUAGUCAAAAGCUCUUACUGAAAUGCUGGCUUGCAACCAGACAGAACUGCUGCAGAAUAUGACCUUUGGGGCUUAUUUUUUGGGUCACUCCAGUAUUAUCUUUUCCCUGGAAAGUGUUCAAUGGACCAGAUAAUUGUGUUGGUGCAACAGGAGACUGAUCCAGGUUUAGGCAAUAUCAACAUUUAAUCACAUGGGGUCAGACAGCCUUAAGAGGGGUCUAUCACACACAAAGUCUAAAUAAGGUUUUCUUUGCAAAAAAAAAAAAAAUCAGUACAUGCAUAAGUUGACGUUCAAGUUACUUUUCCUAAUUUAAUAGAAAAAAACAGAUUCCUCAACAUUGUAGUGAACAUGGACAACUCAGGACAUGAUCUUAGUUCUGGUGACUUAUGCCUUUGACACUACCCCUUAUUUACUUAUGUACUAAUAUAGGAAACAUAUCUGUCUUUCAUUGUAGAAUAUUAAGGACGAUGUCCUACUCAAAGGUACAGCAGCAGUGACCUCCCCUAGGAUUUAGACAUUCACUUCCAGUUCAGUUGCUGUAUCUCUCAGAAAUUUGCCUGCUUUGGCCCAUAACCACUGCCCAGCCUGUUUUGGCCAUAGACACAUUUCAAAAUCUGCAGAUCUCUCAGCAGGGAAAGGAAUUUUCGGUUCUGCAUGUAAUUCCCCAGAAUGUCGGUAAAGGGUAGACACCCUGUGAUGUGGUGCUUGCUGUACAUCUCAUGCUUUAGUGGAAUUGAUGUUCUCAAGAAAACAUCACCUAAUGAACAACAGAGACAAGCCUUUUAAAUGUCACAUCUGCAUGUCAGCAGUAAUGUGAAGAUUUUGUUAUUUUUUAACUGGGCAGUGUUCUGUGCAUAUCUAUCAACAGAAGAGGGGAUGUUCAAACUAAAUGUGCAGUAUCGCCAAUUUUCUUAAUGAUGCUACAUUAAUAUUUCAGUGCUGGAUUUUAAUUAUCAGUAGCCAGGACUAAGUGUGUAUAUUUAUAGGAUAAGCUCAAUCAAUGUAUCAUCCACCAGACAUGUAUUGUGAAAAAAUCCAUUUUGAAAAAUUCUAGCUUUUCAUAGUGUUUGUCUGAUUUAUGACAAAGCUUGCACAUGUACUGUAUCAGGUGAUUUCUGUGACGGUGUUCUGUUGUGCAGAGCUUGUUACACUCCUGUAUCAGAUGACUUGCACAACCGUGUUGUAAAAUCGGUUUUAGGGUCUUGGCAGACUGAUAUUACAGGCCUGUUUCUGUAUAAUCUGUCACAUGAGCUAGACAAGAGAACACUGUGUUUUGUUUCUUGGGUAUUUUAGGAUUGCCACUGGUUUAUAGUCUUGGAUCCAGC